GGUGUAAAGCAGGCGCAUCUCAGAUGACAGACAACUGGGGUUCAGGCUGGAUGCUUCUCAAUUCCACCUGCUACUACUUGUCCCUGGAACCAGCGAACUGGUCUUCAGCCCUGACAAGCUGUAAAGAAAAAGGCGCCGAUCUGCUGUCUUUAGAGUCAUGGACAGAACAAUCACAGAAACUGAGUAAGAUGAAAUUUGCUGCCUAUGAAAGAAUCUGGUGGAUAGGACUUCAAAGCAACUCAAGUGUAAGCAAGUGGGUGUCACUCUAUGAUAACUCAUCUUUCUCAGGAGAAAUCAUACUGUGGAACGAAGGGGAGCCCAACAACAUUCAGAGUGACGAGAACUGCGUGGAAAUGUAUCCUUGGGGCGCACUGAAUGAUGCUUCCUGCCAUCGGCAGAAAUUCUACAUUUGUAAGAAAUAUUUAAAGCUCUUCAACGUCUCUAGAAACAGUUGUGAUAAUAACUGGAUCCUGAUCUUGGAUUCCUGCUACUACCUUUCUACUACCGCGGCUGUGCAGUGGACAGACGCACAGAGAAAGUGUAAUGAACUCGGCGCCAACUUGCUGACCUUGGAGUCUUUAGAUGAGCUGUUGCAGAUCAGGAGAGAGACAUGGCGCUUUACUGUUACCGACCGAUGGUGGUGGGUGGGGCUACGGAAGGUACCAUCUAGUGGCAAGUGGCAGUGGAUCAAAAAGCCUCCGAUUUUAUCGCCUGUAGUAACCCAGUGGAAGAAGGACGUGCUCAAUACAGAGGACUGUGUGGUGAUGGACUCUGACGGAUUUCUGAGUGACAUGCCAUGUAACUCCUCUCGAUACUUCAUAUGUGUGAAAUCAAGGGAAGACGCAGACAACUGUGACUCUGGCUGGAUCAAGAUAUUCUCGAUGUGUUACAAGUUGUCGAAUAAGGCUUUAUCGUGGUCCGGUGCCGAGGAGAGUUGCAAAACCGAGGGAGGAAAACUGUUAGUCGUGAGAACUUUCAUUGAAAUGUCAAAAAUUCAGGAAAAUAUCAAUCUUAUCAGCUCGCCAUGGUGGGUAGGACUGAAAAGGGCAUCUCCAAGUAAUUUUGACCUGAAGCAGGACGAUGGUUCAAAGGAGUGUGGAAUGAUCGCCUCUGAUAACUUUCUGACUUUCAAAGACUGCAAAGCAUUACACUCCUACAUCUGCCAAAAAAAUCAUACGGAAAACACAACUAGAACUGUUGAGUCUGGCCUCAACUGGUUCUUGAUUUCUGGCGUCUGCCUCAAGCAGUCCACUAAGACAAUGUCGUGGUCUCAGGCACAGGAGAGCUGCAAACUAGAGGGAGGUAACUUGAUGUCCAUGAGCACCUUACAAGACUUGACACUGACAAAUCUUGGAAGCUCGCGGUGGUGGAUAGGAGAGCGAACUACGUCACUGAAAUGUGUGGCCAUCAGCUCUUCCGUGCCUUUCCACGUCGAGGAUUGCAAUACUGCUCAUCCUUAUAUUUGCGAGAAAAGAAAAUAUGGUGUUGUACGUGUUCUUCAAGUUUACGAGUUCUGAACUGCACAAACUUGAAUGAGAAAGCUUUAUGAAAAGCUACCUACCAUGGUUGUGAAAGUAGCAGUUUACGAGAACAAUAAUGAUUACAUGGAUGUCCAGUGGUCCAUCGUGGUAUCUAAGACGUACAUCAGUACGUGCGACUAGCUAUAGUUGACCUGACUAUUACCUGACCAUUGAUUGGUUGUGGUAAUUACAGUUUCUGACGACAUUUUUGUGAUAGUAUUGAUAGUAAUAGUUUAUACUGCUUUAUAAGUAGUAUGUAGCACUGCUUUGGUAUUAUUAAUAAUGUACAUUAUUCCAGUAUGUUUUAUCCAGUUUUAUUUUCUUUAGACGUCUCCGGAUUUUCCAAGGAACUGUCCGCUCCAUCUCUGUGACUUCACCUCAUUCUUCAACGAUCAAGAGUCUUCUACAGGACGCCAUAAAGGACCAAGAAAUGUUAAAAAUAUCUGAAAACAUUUAUAUAUUUUUUAAGUUUAAUCUAAAGUGCUACUCAGACCUGUUGGAUUGUGUGUUUAUAUUUAGAUAAAUGUUUUGGUAGAAUUCCUCUUGUAUUUUAAAUGUGAUGGUUGAAUGCUGUUAUAAGAAUGUUUGUCUUUUAUUACGUCUUGUCCUAAUUCCUUUGCCCAAGAAACUAGUGAGACAUGACCUGGACAGCAAAAUAUUAAAAAAAAAUUGUUUUGUUUCUGUUGAAAGUGAGAUUGAUUAUAUAAUUACCAUUUGUGUGACAUCAGACUAAACACGAAGCAUCAACAUCUUUUCUAAUAUAAAAUAUUGCUGCAUGAUUGUUGCAACAUGUCCAGCAAUCAGCACUUUGUGGUCAAAUAUUAAAUCUCGUUAUUUCUUUCUGUGUGUAGAUGUAUAUCUGAGCUGAUAAAUGCAGAUGUAUAUAUAAGAUGGUAGUCUUCAAGAUUACAUAGCUGCCCUUUUUUUCGCCUAAUACUAU
This is a messenger RNA of Pomacea canaliculata, 2460 nucleotides long. Its product is annotated as C-type mannose receptor 2-like. The record is from RefSeq and is a predicted model, not a curated record. The transcript is spliced from 11 exons. The coding region runs from base 24 to 1517 and encodes 497 amino acids. NCBI's taxonomy places the organism in Eukaryota, Metazoa, Mollusca, Gastropoda, Architaenioglossa, Ampullariidae.